Cyprinodon tularosa is the source of this 5076-nucleotide messenger RNA. It is a transcript of the gene snx13, whose product is annotated as sorting nexin 13. NCBI's taxonomy places the organism in Eukaryota, Metazoa, Chordata, Actinopteri, Cyprinodontiformes, Cyprinodontidae. Gene Ontology annotation, cellular component: early endosome. The coding region runs from base 160 to 3099 and encodes 979 amino acids. Gene Ontology annotation, molecular function: phosphatidylinositol binding. The record is from RefSeq and is a predicted model, not a curated record. The transcript has 25 exons.
ACGCUGGCUUCGCAGAGAGGCUGUCAGCUAUAAGUGGCUGUCAGCCGCGGAUUACACAGAUAACACUGCGUUAAUACAAGAGGCUUAAGAUAUCCGCCCUGUCAACGCUGCGCUGGAGUUAGCUGGACACAGGCAAUGUCGGUAGUAUGCGAUUAGAUUAUGUUUAAGGUCCGUCUUCGGCGAGUUUCUACAUUUCUACGGCAGUCACAGGCCAGUCUGUCCGUCUGGGGAUGGGGGGGUCUUGGAGUUGUGCUGUUCUUUGUCACGUUUGGACCUUUUGCCAUUUUCUACCUGGCCUUUUAUAUCUUUUGCUUCAUUGGAGGUGGCUUUGCAGUCACUUUGCUGUAUGGAAAGAUAAACUCAGAGAAACACCUGGAAAAAUGCGAACACUCUUUCUUGCCACCAACACAAAUUGGUAUACAGAAGACGCUGGAUGACAUGAAGCUGGAGGUAAAGCCAAUUAAGAUUGACAGGAGACUGACUGGAUCUAGUUUCAUUGAUGAGCCACUACAGCAGGUGAUCCAGUUUGCUCUUAGAGACUAUAUCCAGUACUGGUAUUACACUCUUAGUGAAGAUGAGUCCUUUUUGCUAGAAAUCAGACAAACGUUACAGAAUGCCCUAAUCCAGUUCUCCACACGGUCCAAAGAAGUGGACUGGCAGCCUUACUUCACCACCCGCCUGGUGGACGACUUCGCCACCCAUUUACGUGUCUUUAGAAAAGCCCAGGAUCGCCUCGCAGACAGAGAGGACAAGCAAAGGGACAUUACAGAUGAGCUUGUUGACUCAUUUUUUGAGGCUGAAGUGGAGAUGGAAAGAAAAAUUUGUAGAGACGUAGUUUGCACAUCACACAAAGAUGAAGAAGGUUUUCUUCGAGACUUGUGCGAGUUACUUUUGUACCUGUUACUACCUCCUGGAGACUUUCACAACAAAAGCAUGAGAUACUUCCUGAGGGAGGUGCUGGCAUAUGGGGUACUUCUCCCUCUGAUCAACCAGCUGAGUGACCCGGACUACAUCAACCAGUUUGUCAUCUGGAUGAUACGGGACUCCAGCUGUAACUAUGAAGCCUUCAUGAACAUCUUGAAGUUAACAGACAAGCCUGCCGAGCUGGAAGCUGUUAAAGACAAGGUGAUUGAGGAGCUGCAGUAUCUCCGCUCCCUGGACACAGCUGGAGAUGACAUCAAUGUGAUCAAAAACCAGAUUAACAGUCUGCUGUUUGUGAAGAAGGUGUGUGAGACCAGAAUCCAGAGGCUGCAGUCAGGGAAGGAGGUCGAUGCCCUGAAGCUGGCAGCCAGUUUUGGCAAGCUGUGCAUUAUCCCACUGGACCACAUCCUUGUCCACAACAUAGCUCUCCAGUUCUUCAUGGACUUCAUGCAGGCAGCAGGGGCUCAGGCUGAGCUGUUUUUUUGGCUCACUGUUGAGGGAUACAGGGUGACUGCCCAACAGCAGCUGGAGGUGAUGCUGGGCUGGCAGAAGGAUGGCAAGAAGCAGCCGGGGGCCACAAAGGGCCUUCUGAAGGCGGCUGCACUCGGGGUUUAUGAACAGUACCUUUCUGAAAAGGCAUCUCCCAGGGUUCAGGUGGACAAGGAGCUGGUAAUAAAGCUAGGAGAGAAGCUGCAAAAAGAAGACCCCACACCUGAUAUAUUUGAUGAAGUUCAGAGAAAAGUGUAUGAAAUGAUGCUACGUGACGAGCGCUUCUACCCAUCCUUCAAGCAGAGUCCCCUGUAUGUCCGCAUGCUGGCUGAGCUGGAUAUGUUGAAAGAGCCGAGCUACAGAGGAUCUGAUGAUGGCGAUGGAGAGUCUUUCAAUGGUUCUCCUACAGGAAGCCUUAACCUGUCUCUGGAUGAUCUGAACAACUCCUGCCAUGAUGAAUUUCUGCAGCUACAUGCCUUCAUAUCUGACACUGCUGAUUCUUUUCUUCCUGGCUUCUGGGGUGCCACAGGGGUUUGCAACGAUCAUGGUAAGACCUACGCACUUUACGCCAUCACCGUGUUCAGACGCAACCCAGACGGCAGCGAGGACUGCUGGAAGACGUACCGUCGCUACUCGGACUUCCAUGAUUUCCACAUGAGAAUAACAGAGCAGUUUGAGAACCUGACGUCGAUCCUCAAGCUUCCAGGAAAGAAAACUUUCAAUAAUAUGGACAGGGACUUCCUGGAGAAGAGGAAAAAAGACCUCAAUGCUUACCUUCAGUUGCUGCUAAACCCAGAGAUGGUGAAGGCCUGUCCAACUUUGAUUCCCUACGUCUAUGACUUCCUAGAAAACAAGGCCUACAGCAAAGGCAAAGGAGAGUUUGCACGAAAGAUAGACACAUUUGUGAAUCCUUUGCGGAGUUCCAUGAGAAACGUGUCCAACGCAGUGAAAUCUCUGCCGGACAGUCUGGCAGAGGGAAUGAAUAAAGUCUCUGACAACAUGGGCCGCAUGUCUGAAAGACUUGGUCAGGACAUCAAACAGAACAUUUUAAAGGUGCCUCCACUCCUUCCAAAGUCCGACAUGGACCCAGAACACUGUCGAGUCUCCGCCCAGCUGGACGACAACGUGGAUGAUAACAUCCCCCUGCGAGUCAUGCUGCUGCUGAUGGACGAGGUGUUUGAUCUUAAAGAGAAAAACCAGUGGCUGCGCAGAAACAUCAAGAACCUGCUGCAGCAGCUAAUCAGGGCCACCUAUGGAGACACUAUAAACAGGAAAAUCGUUGAUCAUGUGGACUACAUGACCUCUCCAGAACAGGUGGCGGAUUAUGUGAAAAAGUUCAGGGAUUCCUACUGGCCCAAUGGGAUUUUAGCAGAGACUCCACCGCGCCGGGACAAGUGCAUCCGCAUGCGGACACGUGUAGCUGCCAAAACCAGCCUGCUUGGCAUCAUGCCAGAUGAGCUGAAGCACAUCAUCGGAGCGGACACCACAAGGAAGGGCAUCCUGCGCGUCUUCGACAUGUUUCAGCAUCAACCCAUGAACCGGCGCCUCGUGUACGUGUUCCUGGAAGGCUUCCUGGAGACCAUGUUCCCUCAGUUCAAAUUCCCUGAGCUGUUUGUCAAGCUGCACUCCCGCUCGCCACGCAUUCACAGAUACAACCAGAAACUCAAAUGCUCCUCUCUGAAGAGGUGACAGGAAAGCUCGGCGGCAGGAGGACAAAGGCCGGCGACAGACGCGCAGAGACUCCAGAGCUGAAAGUGAGGGUGUGAUGUGUUUGACGGCUGCCAUUAACCUGCCCUCACGCUCCUAACAGGCAACACACUCCUUAUCGGUUCCACUGAGAUGUAACCGAAGGAUGAGCAACUCUGAAAGAAACGUUCGAACGCGAAAUAUUUCAUUUGCACCAAGAGGCUGAACAUAUUAGUCUUUUCUUUAGUUUCUAUAAUUUUUUUUCCCUUUUUGGACUUUUUACUUGUGUUAAGCUUUAUGGUGGCCAGCCAAUGCUUCUUUCUUGUGAUUCAGACUAGCAGGUAAUAAAACACUGCUUUGGUUUUUUUUUUACUGCAGGACUUAAUAGAGCAAACCCACACCUUGCCUUACUUUCCCGCUUCAGUCCUCUAUGUUGUGGAGCCACAGAGCUGUAAUCAAACAUGCCAUCAUGCAGUAAAAUCUCUGAGCUGCAGAGAUUUUUUUUUUUUUUACAUUGCAACCAAACAAAUGUCAGAUGCACUGGGUUUAACGAAGCGCUGUCCUGCAAAUGUGAGCAAACAAGAGUAGCUUUUUUUUUUUUUUUUACCUGCCACCAUUUUACCUUCUCUUGAUGGACGGCCCACAUCCCCUUUAAUGCAACUGUCAUAACCUGUGACAACCAAAGCUUACGCUGUCUGUGUGUGGACCCUUUCUAUUGCAGAUCAGGCAAAGAAAUAAUUUAAUGAGCUACAAAGUGAGAAUGGGAGUAACGUGCGCCGCAUUUGGGUUGCUUAGGUUUUUGUUUUGUUUUUUAAAUGUGUGUCUGCGUGUGUUGAGCUGGAAGAGGCACCUGUGUUCAUUCAGAAACAGUGCUGAUGUCAGAGAGAGAACCAGCCUUAAAUCUAUAUAUAUAUAAACAGAGUAUACUGACCAAGAGAUGCGCGGCAGAGCGAGCCCUCCAUCACACCAUUGGACUUUAUACGGAAAUUAAAAGGAGAGGUGGAGAUAUUAACCCUAAUCACUUUUAUUCUUAGAAAAAAAAAUCUUUGAUUCGGUGCAAUAUAUUUUUGUGUAAUGCAUGUGCAUUUUGAUUUAUGGUGUAAUGAAAUUAGUCAUAAUCUUUUAUAAGGAGAAAACGGAAGGAUAUCUCCUUAGCCCAACAACUUAACAUUCCGUUGUUGUAAAACGUUUAUUUUACAGACUUGUUUUAUAAGUCUGACUUUAUUACUUUUUAGUUUUUUUUUUUUUUUUUAUAAUGUCUACAUAAUCCCAUGCUCACUAUCACAGAACAUUCUGCUGUGGGUAGUAGUCAGUGGUGUCGUACAGCUGCUUCUUUUUAAUCUCCCAAAUGUGUUUGAUGCACACGACUGUCAUGCUGGGUGUAGAGAUCAUGUGACCUGACUUCCUCCACUGCCUGUUGUGUGUGUGAAGCCCCCAACCACAAAUUCAGGUCCGAUUAAAUCACAGAAGAGUUUGUGGUCGAUAGGAUCACUGCUAAUUAGCACUUACUGUAGCAACUGUCGGUGUCUUGGCCCCGACCCCCCUUCCACCGCUGGGAUUUGUGUACACUGAGCAGCCCCGAUGGACUCUGAUUGGCUGAGCAAGAGGGACAUGAAGCAUCUCUUUUUUUUGAGGUGAUGUCACCUUUUAACUUCUUGCACAUCUCCAUGCAAGAAGUUUUUUUUUUUUUUUUGUACACCAGUAUAUAUGAAUAUAUCAUACUGAAAAUGUGUGCAUAUCUGUGUACAUGAUGUGUUAAUAGUGUGCCUAAAUGUACUGUCAACUCUAUUUUCAUAUUUUUCUUCACCUAAGAAGAAAGGGGGGAAAAAAGUCAAUCAGAACAUGAUCAUUUUACGUGACUGAAAAAAAGGCUUUGGGAUCUUAGUUUUUUUGGCAUCAUACUCAAACUUCUCCUGGUGAGCAAUUGUGCUCAAAUCAGUAUAACACUAAUAAAAGGUAACUCGGGCUAAAUGAGCCAUA